Molecule: messenger RNA, 447 nt
Organism: Sardina pilchardus (European sardine)
Lineage: Eukaryota; Metazoa; Chordata; Actinopteri; Clupeiformes; Clupeidae
Product: protein LEKR1-like
Exons: 3
Source: RefSeq, a predicted model, not a curated record
AUGGAGUGCAGUGAGACGGAGUGCCAGUACUGCGGCGUGAGCUACCUGAUCCUGCACGAGUUCCAGCGGCUGCAGCAGAGGCUGGCCGAGGCCGAGCGGAGCCUGGAGCAGCUGAGGGGCGCCGCCGAGCGCGAGAGCAGCCUGAGGAGCCAGCUGGAGCAGGCCACCGCCACACACAGCCUGCUGCAGGACAGGGAGAGGAGUCUGGGCCAACAGCUGGCUGAGGUGACGCAAGUGCUCGAGCUGGUGAGAGGUGAGCGGGAUCUCCACCACAGACAGCUGGAGGACGAGCAGGCCCAACGACGGGCACUCAGCCUGAGGUGCGAGCGUCAGCAGCAGGCUCUGCUGAGGUCAGGCCGUGUGCUGCGUUCGUCUCAUCAAGAGCUCCAGACCUUACGGACUCACCUCAGCCACCUCAAAGCAUUCUGGGAAGACCAGAGUGGCAAG